This is a messenger RNA of Podarcis lilfordi (Lilford's wall lizard), 23789 nucleotides long. The record is from the annotation of a GenBank genome assembly. NCBI's taxonomy places the organism in Eukaryota, Metazoa, Chordata, Lepidosauria, Squamata, Lacertidae.
GUUGUUCUUUUAUAUCUAUUUAUGUGUGGCGGGGAAGGGGGCGUUGUUUCCCCUCGCCUUAUGUGGAGACCUAUGGGGGUGACAUCCCACAGGGCUUGUUUCUCGUCAGGCCUUGAGGCGACGGCGCCCCCGCACCCCCCUCCCUUGGCGGCGGCGGCGGCGGCGGCGGCCAUGUUGCGCGCGGCGGGCGUCGCGGGAGGCGGCCUCCUCACGAGCAGCGCUGGGCUGGGCUGAGGCGGUUGCUGCCGGCCUCCCCGCCCGCCCGCCCGCCCGCCCGCCAGCGCGCCGCUCCUUCUUCCCUCUCUUCUCUCCGGGACGUCUCUCCGCACCGCCGCGCCGGCAGCCGCCCAGCAGCCCUUCCCCGCUGCCGGAGCCCCGCGACCGAGGAGGGACCGAGGAGAGCCUCGCCGGCCGGCCGGCCGCUCCCUCCCACGCCGCCAUGGCCGGGCACAGCGGUCACCCCCGCGCCAGCGCCGCCUGCAUCGUGGUGAGGGGCCGAGAGGGGAGGGGGCUGGGACGGGGGGCUGCGGACAUAGCCCCACAUGGGGCGGGGGGGCGACCCUCAAACCCCCGCCCUGCAAGGCAUGGGGGCAUCGGGGCUUUCUCCCCCCCCCCCGCCAAGUGGGUAGCUGGGGUGGGGGACCCAUAAUGUGGGAAGGUGCUGGAAGGCCAAGGGCAGGGGGCCUGGAGCCUGCGGGGCGGGCCCGGAGGGUGUCUGGAGAUGUGGGGUCCGCUUAAAAGGAGGUAGGGGGGCGAGGCCCCUGUGGACCUCCACCUCCCCCGCAGUUAUCCCCUCCACACGCCACCCCCAAAAUGACUGUGAUGGUUUGCAUAUAUUAUUUCAUAAAAUUCAUACACCAAUUGAUGGCCCCCAAAAAGAGAAAAACACAUUUAAAAGCCUCAGAUCGGUUUACAAAAUGUGAUAAAACUCUAAAAUCAGGGGAAGGGGAUGAUUGCAAUGCAAUGCAAUGUACAAGAAGUUUAAAACACUCAAACAGAUAAAGAGGCACACCACCAGCAUUUCUAAGAAUCUGGCUGUAUACCGUAAUUCCAGGUUUUGUUAAGGGGCAGUUGGUUGACAUACGAAAAGUGUGCUGCCUUUGGGAGUGAAGCCUUGGAGGGUUUCAGCUGUGGCUGCAGAGCCCAAAAGGGGAGAGCCAUGUUUUGUUGCAGGCAGGGCAGGCGAAGGAGCGUCCAGUUGGUUGUUUGCUGAAUUUGGGGAGGCUGAUUUGGACCAGGGUCAGCCCUCCUCCCCACAUCCCUACUUUUGAAGGGGUGCUGGGGGAGGGCAGGGUUAGCGCCUCCUCAGGAAACUCUGGAGAGGAGAAUGAUAACCUGGAACAGAAGGAAAAAAGAUUUUGUUACAUUCAGAGAGUUGGGGGAAUUAAUAUGUACCCCCAGCUAAUAGGGUUCAAAGAGGAAGGAAGGAGAAGGUGAAUGGCUUUAAACUGGAGGUUAAUCUAGGGAGGGUUGAAGAGUUUAAAGUGGAGGGGGAUAUUCAUUUGGUGUCUCAAGGAAAAAGAGGUUUUUAAAGGGGGGAAACGAUGUUUUUCAGUAGUGUUACUGAUAAGGGAUAGAAGGCUUAACUUGUACAAGCACUCAUGACCCUGACCAUAAUCUGUAUUUCUAAUAUACUAGGGAUGAUUUUUUGAGGUAUAAAUAAAGAAUCAGGUUUCUGGGCAUAUUCAGAAUGCCUUCAUCUCAAGUUAUGCCUUUUGCAUCAAACCAUUACAAUAAUUUAUCUGUUUAUAUAUGGAUAUUGCCAGAGUUAAUAUCUACAAAAGUAUGCAACUAUUUUUUGUGUUCUUAAAAAAAAUAUAUUAGGCCUACUGAGGUCAAUCAGCUUAUUUCUAGGUAAGUGGUUUAAUGUUGCAGCCUUAGACACAUUUGGGCUGCAAUCCUAAACCCACUUGCCUGGGAGUAAGCCCACUGAAUUCAGUAGGACUUACUUCUGCAUUUACAUGGUUAGGAUUGUGCUGUGUAACCUAUUAAACUCAGUGGUGCUUACUUCCUAGUAAAUGUGCAUAGGACUGUGCUCACCAAGCACAUGUGAAGAUGAGUAAUUUCCUGUUCAAGGAGUCUAGUUCUGAAAUAUGUUUCUUGUGUGUCCUUGACUUCAUUAGCUUGAGCUAGCCAUAUUUGGGUUUGAUGCAAAUAAAAAGGACUCCAACUGAUUUCUGUAACUGAACAUGUCAGCAUGUUCAGUUGGAUAAGACAACACCAUAAGUUUGAACAUUUUUCAUUAAAUUAACCCAAUGCCUUACUUACUAUGAAAGUGGAUUUUGAAUUUCAGUUUUCCUCAUCUCAGGAUAGUUAUUCUUUCUUUCUGCAAUACAUAAGUAUACAACUGUAUACAAUACUUAUAUUAUAUUAUAUUAUAUUAUAUUGUAUUAUAUUGUAUUAUAUUACAUUAUUAUUAUAACUUGAGGGGUAGAAUUAAGGUGGGGUGUCAAAAGCCAGAUUUAGUAGGAAGAGAGAGAGGCAUCACCACAAGUCAGGGAACCCCAAAGUUUCCUCUGGUGAAAUACUUUGAAAUGUCAGCAACAUGGCAUCUUUUAUGUUAUCAUUUGAACCCAGGCUUUCUAAACUGAUGUUCAUAGAGGAACUGCUACCACUGCCUGACUCCUACUUCUUGAAUUGAAGGGGUACAAAAGUCUGGAUUGAUCAGUUGCUGUUUAACGCUGGUCAAGUUCUAUGCAAGGAGCUUGGCUCCCUGAUAUACUGCAGAGCUUAGGGCAUAGACAAGCUUGGAGGUGGCUUGAACGCAAAUGAAUGAAAACUCCAGUGGAAUGCAAUUGAACACUGGCGAGCGAUCAUCAUCAAGCUUACUUAGUGGCAGUGAAUGAUAGCAAAGUAUGCCUCCUCGCUGUGCUGUCCAGUGCAGAGCUUUUCUGGGUAGUACCGGGCCUUUUACAGUUGGGCGCAAAGGAGGUGGGAGAACAGACAGUAGCUCACUGUGAUUUGGUUGCAAAGCAUUGGAUAAAACUGAUUACAUCUGCCAGGAUCUUGACGCCACUGUUUACAGCAGAUGAAUCUCGAGGGGUGUCCAGAGCACAGUCUAGUCCUGUUGUGUUGGAUGAGUUUCCGUUAGUAAGGCUCAAAGACAUGGACAAGGUGCUAGGAUCGGUCAGGGCACUCGCUUUCGCUCUGGACCCUUGCUCCUCCUGGCUGAUAGAAACUAGCAGGGGAGGGACAGCUGGCUGGGCCAGGGAAGUGGUUAAUACCUCUUGCGAGAGGAGGAGGUGGUCCCUGCCCGCUUCAAGGAGGCAGUGGUGAAACCACUCAGCCAAGAAAUCCUCCCUGGAUUCAGAACAUUACUUCUGUUGUCUAUGCUCUGGUAACCUCUAGGUUUGAUUGCUGUAAUGCAUUAUAUGUGAGGCUUCCUAUGAAGACGGUUUGGAAACUUGGUGCAGAAUUCAGUGGCCAGAUUGCUCACCAGGGCAAGCCAGUUUGAGCAUAUUACACCAAUCCUGGCCCGACUGUACCAGUUGCCAAUUAUUUUCCAGGCUCAGUUAAAAGUGCUGUGUUUUGACUCAGAACUGCAAUACCUCAAGGACCACCUCUCCCCAUAUGAGCCUACCCGGACCCUGUGAUCAUAAUCGGAGGCCCUUCUUUGUGUGCCUCCUUCAUGAGAGGUCCAGAAAGCCACAACAUGAGAAUGCCUUUUCUGCGGUGGCUCCUUGUUUGUGGCAUUUAAGGGAGGCUCACCUGGCACCUUCAUUAUAUAUCUUUAGGUGCCAGGCAAAAACAUUCCUCUUCUCCCAAGGCCUUGGCUAGUUUAGCAAUCUACAGCCUUUUGAAUUGUUGUUUUUGUUCUUUACUAUGUUAUGUAUUUGGCCCUUCACCUGUGAUCCUCUGCUGAAGUGCAGUAUAGAAAUUUUAAUAAAUAAAUAAAUUCUCUCAUAGUAGGCACUGCAAGUAGGGGAACCCAAUCUGGGGUCUUCCAGACACCAGUAAUGCCCACUGAUAGAACCUCUAUCUCUGGCAGAUGAACUGAAAUGCUCAGUUCAGUGGAAAGAUGAGAAAAUGUUAUUUGAGGAACCCAAUAAUAAAUACAGAGCCAACAGGGUUCUGCACAAGCCUUCUGAUAAAUCUAAACAUUUGCUGUUUAUGGAUUGCUGCAGCAUAUUUUAUUCUAGCCCUUCAGGUGUUUUUGACUAGAGGGUACCAGUUUGGGGAAGGCUGUUCUGUUCCAAGUGCUACAGUCUCCGUGGAACAUUAAGACACAUUUUCAGCAUCUAUUUAUCACAAGCCGGGUUCAGUUCCUUUCUGCCAUGUGGGUGUUAAUCAAUUGGUUUAUGAAGAGGCAAAGGAGCAUGGUGUUCCUCUCAAGGCCAUUGCAUAAAAGUGCGUCUGGCUUGCUGCUGCAAUCAAAUUAGUUGUUUCUACCUGCAGAAUGUUUCUCAUGAGACUAUAAUUCACAACGAGGGAUUCUUUAGUUGUAUUGCUGCUCAGUAGCAUACAGGACAGCCAAGUGUGGUUGGUAGCAGAAGCAAUUAAAAAACCACACACACAUAAUCAGUAUGUAGAUCUUAGCUUUGAUAAGGGGAACAUGCACCUCUCCAUGCCUUUAAAAGUCGCCAAAUGUAUCUCUAGGACUAAUAAGGUCUAGUCACUUACUGCUGUUUGAAACUGAGGUUUUCAGUAUUCUCUAACAUAUUUUAAACAUUCCGAGCAGUGUUUUGUUUUUGAUAUCUUGGGGUUAUAUUAUUUUAGGAGCUGCUUGUAGUGGAGUAUCCUGGCUUUUUCUCAAACUUUUAGGUUUUUUAAAUCAAAUUCCACCUCCAAAAAAAAACUUCUGUUGUUGCUGUUUUCAAAAAAGCCUCAGAAAUGUGGGAACUGAAAGGGUCAACAUAAUGUUGUUUAGUCGUUUAGUCGUGUCCGACUCUUCGUGACCCCAUGGACCACCAGAGCACGCCAGGCACUCCUGUCUUCCACUGCCUCCCGCAGUUUGGUCAGACUCUUUGUAGCUUCGAGAACACUGUCCAACCAUCUCGUCCUCUGUCGUCCCCUUCUCCUUGUGCCCUCCAUCUUUCCCAACAUCAGGGUCUUUUCCAGGGAGUCUUCUCUUCUCACGAGGUGGCCAAAGUAUUGGAGCCUCAGCUUCACGAUCUGUCCUUCCAGUGAGCACUCAGGGCUGAUUUCCUUAAGAAUGGAUACGUUUGAUCUUCUUGCAGUCCAUGGGACUCUCAAGAGUCUCCUCCAGCACCAUAAUUCAAAAGCAUCAAUUCUUCGGCGAUCAGCCUUCUUUAUGGUCCAGCUCUCACUUCCGUACAUCACUACAGGGAAAACAAGGUCAGCAACCACACUACCUGGGGUGUACGGGACAACCAUUUCUUUCUGGUAUAGUUCCUCUGUGUAUUCUUGCCACCUCAGCAUAAUACCUAAUCACAAAUACUGUAUUGUCCUCCUCAGAGUCUACUUCUUCCCCAAAGCCUCUCCCAAACUACUUCCUCCCCUGCCACUUGAUUCCCCUCAACCCUUCCCCACUUUCUCUCCCUGGUCCCUGGUCAGCUGUGCGUUCUGUGCAGUGCCCAGCAUUCUCUUGGUGCUAAAGUUUGACUGUAGCAGAAUCACGAUUCCCAGUUCAAAGAUGGGAGGAGAUUGUAGUUGUCUGCAGUUUUCAACUGGUGCAUUCCUCCCAGAGUCAAUGAGUCUCUGAGUAGGAUGUGAAGGCUGUGGUGGCAGAUAAACCCAUGAGUAGCAGCAAAUAUACAUCAUUCAGCUUGCCUUCCUAGAGGAGCCCUCUUUGCUGGAGGGUGGGGAGGAGAAAACUGUACUUGCAUGCUCUGCUGUGGAGCUUUGCUGUCAUGUAUUUUGAGGAUUCAAGUCAGAAAUGGUGCACCAUUGUCCUCUAUUGAUCCCACUGACUCUUCCAUAGCUCUGAAAGUUCUCAUUGCCUUGCCUAGUCCUUAGAUGAUAUUUUCUCAAUAUUAUUUUUAUUUAACUUUUCCCAUUUUUCCAUUAUAAAUGAUAACCCACCCCCAACUGCACAAACUAUCUUUGCAUCAAAAUAUUUUUCCUUCAUCUCAAAGCUAAUUAACAGAAUAAAAUCCAUUCCCCGAUAUCUUUUUCACUGGAAAUACCAUAGUUGAAGCCCCCUGGAGCCUCACGCAGGCAAAACAUACACUCUGCCAAUAGAUUAUAGCCUUGAAUUUUUGAGUAAUCCCAGAUUAUGAGGCUUUUUUAUAUAUUUUUGUUCUCUGGGAGGAUAUGUAACACAUUGUACCUGACCUCACCUUUUCUGUUUUCCUUUUAGAUUGGAGAUGAUGAACAAGGAUAUGACCUAGACUUGUUUUGCAUACCAAAACAUUAUGCAGAAGAUUUGGAAAAAGUAUAUAUUCCUCAUGGGCUUAUUAUGGACAGGUUUGUUUUACUCUCAGCAAUAUUCAAAAAUGAUUAUUUGCAUGCAAGCCUCUGCAUGUUUGUUCUAAGGAGGUUUUACUUUAUGGUGGCUCUUGCAGCUUGCUUGGAAGCAGUGUCUGGUUUACUGGAGUGUAGAUAAAUUGCCUCUGUACACAGUAAAGGCAGUUGCUGUGGAAGGGAACAUCUCCUAUGCCAGCAACACAAUGCUCUGAGGAGCACACCGCUCCUCCUGGGUUGGACUUCCUAGUUCAGUGGAACCCAAAUUGUGGUCUGCGGAUGACUGCUCCAUUCAGCCUGUCCACAGCAUUUAUGUAGAUUGUGGCUGAAGACAAGAGAUGGCACAUCCAUCACAUUAAAUAUUGAUACUAAUUCGUAAUAGUAUUUUUAUUGUGUCUUUUAAUUCUUAUAUUGGGUUUUAAUUUGUAAUACAAAAAGUACAAUAUAUAAGAAGUAAAAAUGCAAUUGCAAAUCAAAUGGCUUCUAGUGGAGUACAUUACCAUUGCUACAGCAAACAAAAAUCAUUAUGUGGUCCAUCAGCAAUUUUGAGGUGGUCUAAGGGGGUGGUGAAGCUUGGGAACCAUUGCUCUAAUUUUCUGCACCUCUAGCAAAUUGUUACCAGUUCCUGACCCAUAAAAAGACAGGUAAUUUGCCCAUAAUUCAUAUGUUAAUGAGAAAAGGGAUAUAAGGACAUACUGUAAAUUAAGUGUGUGCAUGUGUAUAUAUGAGGUAACAAGUUUCCUCACUGACACACUGGUGUAUAAAUCUUGAAAGCACAGAACUUUAAAAAUUUGAACAGCUUUCUGUUUCCUUGUUUCUGAAUUUCCGGAGUGUAUUGUUGGUGCCUUACUAAUCCAAGCUGCAGUAUGCUUUAAAAAGUGAAUUAAUUUACCUUCUGAAGACCUGUAUGCUUCAUAUCUUUCGAAAGUUGUCCAGUAACUAGGCAGAGACUGAGAUUUACUUUGGCACAUGCUGCCCUGUAAAAUCAAGGGAGUUUGGCAGUACUGCUAUUAGAUUAACCUUGACAAGUGAGAAAAAGCAGAAAUGUCACUGACCAGUAAAUAGCCCUAUUUUGUCAGAUGGGAGAUAAAUACAAUAUCAGGGAAAGAUGCUCUGUUGGCUUUAUCUUUGCAUGAAUGCUUACCAUGGUUUGUCCAAGCCAGUGGGGGUGAAUAAUAACAUGAUAUAAUGAGAAUAAUUUUCAGUCUCAAGUCCUUGAAGGAGGGCCUCUCCUGUUACUUGUCAGUCUGGGUGUUAAAAUCUUAUUGGGACACCCUUCUUGCAAUCCCACUGGUGAUUUCUACUCAGUGGGCAGUUGUGUGGGGAAGAGUCUUAAUAGUCUUAAGGCCCCAUCUGCAUAUAUUUUUUCUCCUCUCUCCAGAACUAUGGCUGACUUCUUUCUUCCUGAGUUUUCCAUGUGGUGUGAAGACACAUCUUUUUGGGCAGGCCUUAGAGUAGCAGUUUGAUUUUAACUCAUGUUCUGACUCUUAGUCUUUUGGAAUAGUUUUAUAUUUUUAUGUUGUAAUUUAUUAUUCUUAUGAUAUAGAUUUGUAUAUGCCCUGGAAUCUCUGUGGAGGAAGGCUGGUUUAGAAAUGGUACAAAUAAGUGUGUGUGUGUGUGUGUGUGUGUGUGAGAGAGAGAGAGAGAGAGAGAGAGAGAGAGAGAGAGAGACCUGGCACUGCGCUCGGUGUGGCAAAUUAGUUUGUUUCUCUUUCCACAGAACAGAAAGACUGGCACGAGAAAUCAUGCAGAGUAUGGGAGGGCAUCACAUCGUGGCUCUCUGUGUACUUAAAGGGGGCUACAAGUUCUUUGCUGACUUGCUGGAUUAUAUCAAAGCCCUGAAUCGAAACAGUGACAAGUCUAUCCCUAUGACCGUUGACUUCAUCAGGCUGAAGAGCUAUUGCGUAAGUGUGUCUGCAGUCGCUCACGCAGAUGGCUAUCCAACCACUGUUUAAAAGCACCAAUGAAGGAGAGUCUGCCACCUUCCAAGGCUGCCUGUUCUACUGUUGAACGGCUCUUACUGUCACAAUGUUCUUCCUAAUGUUGUGUCAGGGUCCCCUUUCUUGUAAUCUGAACCUGCUGGUUCUGGUUCUGCCUUCUGGAAUAGAAGCAAACAAGCCUGCUGCAUCUUCCAUGUCCUAUUCAAAUGGCGCUGGAGGUUUUAAAGCAGAGGUUGGAUAGCCAUCUGACAGGGAUUCUUUAGUUGUGAUUCCUCCAUUGUGGGGGGUUGGGCUACAUGACUCUUGGAGGUCCCUUCUGUGGGGAUGUUUGAGGGGAUAUAUUAUUUUAUUAUAUCCUUCCAAACUUGCAUCAGCAAGUUCCAUAACUUAGCAGAGUUGUUAAACAAUCUCCCUUUUAAAUUACACAGCAGUUAGCUAGUUGCAGGCUUGUCUGAGCCUCACUAUUUAGGAUUCCUGGUUUUCCUUUUUAUAUCCCUCCUAAAAGAAUAGACACAACCAUAUGAUUAAAGUUAACAUAAAACUAGUUUACUUACAAUCAUCCAGUUCACAAUAAGAUCCCUGAAGGCAGACUUAAUUUACAGAACAGCCUAUAACAAUGUGAACUAUCCCAUAAGGGAAAUAGUCUCAAGUGGCUGCGAUUCAGCAGUCACUUCUCCUAACUCUUGGGAACACAAAAAAUGGAAAACAAAAAAGGCGGAACAUGGAGGCCAUGUGCUCAUCUGUCCAAGAACAGACCACACCACACUAAGUCACAUGCAAAGGAAGUCUGUCCCAGCUCAGGAGGAACUAGCAAGUUUUCUCCUGAGUGAUACAUUGCAUGUGCAUUGUAGGAAUGUUGUAUUUGACUACAAUACAUUUUUACAUCCUACACCUUCCAACUCUACAGUUCUGUGAUUCUAUGAGGAAUACCAUUGAUGUUAACAUUUAGCUGAGGCUUAGGUCCAAGGAGGAUAACAACUUGCUUUUGGAAAUUAUGUGCUUGGUUUUAUUUUUUGAUUAUUAAAGGUUUUUCUUUUACUUUAAGAAGGUAGGUGAUUGUUCAGUGUAACAUUUAUCAUUGAGGAAACAGAAAAUACUUAGGAGUUUAAAGUCAUAUAAGAAAAACUUAAACUAAGAAUUUGAAAAGCACAUAUGGAGUAUAUUAUUUCUGUGAUCAGGGCACUAUACUUCUGUGAUCCCAUUCCCCUUAACUAAGGACCUGAUUAAAGUACACAAAAAGGAGGGGAGAUAAGUAGAAACAACCUAAUUGGAAACAUAAAUUUAUAAUUUGCUUGAGUUGUCUGUGAAAUUAGAAAUUAAAUUGUUUACAGAGUUUUGAGGGUUGGGAUUAGGCAUGUUUACAAAGUAGGGUAUUGACAUCACAUGAGUGAUAGUAUAUUUCUUUUUAGACAUCAAUUUUUAAAGGCAAUUCUUGUUUGCUGUCAAAAGCACAGAUACAAGUAUGACAGCUUCCUUCUUCUUAAAACUACAAAUGGAAACAUUAAGUGCCUUCUUUUCUAGAUGUUUUGUACCUUUACACUUGUACCUCCUCAUAUUUUAAAAUAAUGUAGAUGUACUUUCAGCUAUCCAUUCUGUCAAUCGCCUUUUUAGUCCCUGGUACAUCCUUGACUGUCUCUUCCAGACAGACAGCUUUAUGUUCUACUGUGGGUGGGAGUGAUGUUUUAUGUUCAUUUUUAAGAGGCUUAGUCAAGGUGGGGGAGAAGCGCUCCUGUCUUUGUAAGUCGCUUUGAGUUCACAUUUCUGAAAAAAAACCUGAUGGGAGGAAGAAGACGAAGAAGAAAGAGGGAGCCUUAUUCUGUGCAGGAUUGGGAAAAUUUUCCUCUUCCUCUGUUGUAUGGUGAAUGUUGCCAGCCAGGAUUUACAAACUUUUUAAAAGCUUCAUUUUUCAAGUAGGGCUUUUGGUUUGUUGGUUUGUUUGUUUGUUUGUUUUUGUGUUUAGUGAAGAUUCACUUUAUUAUUAUUCUCCUCCAAACCCUUUCUUUUUCUUUUCUCUCUAAAAUCAGAAUGACCAGUCCACUGGUGAUAUAAAGGUAAUUGGUGGGGAUGACCUCUCAACCUUGACUGGCAAGGUAUGUAAUAAAUGGCGAUAGAUAGAUAGAUAGAUAGAUAGAUAGAUAGAUAGAUAGAUAGGGAAAUUUCUGUGAAGCACUUUUGUAUGCUACUAAUUUUCCAUCACCAAUUAGUUACACUUAAAGACAGAGCACAAUUGAAUCCAUUCUGUGAGAUGCAAAUAAAGGUGAGAGUGCACAUGCGCCAGGUUGCAAGGUCCUCUUCUCUCGCUGGCUGUAUUUUGCAACAGCACAAUUGCUGUGUAUGUUUUUGUUGCCCCUUCCUUAGGGGCUUAAAAAAAAUCAUAGAGAAAAAACACAUCAAUUCCUAUUAGCUGUUAUAGUGAAGUAGAACUUCAUUAUACAGAAGCAGCAGAGCUCUCUAUACCAGAUGCUGGGGACAAAAUCUGGGGAAGGUUAUUAUCCUCAUGCCCAAUUUGUAAGUCCCCAGAGGCACCUGAGAGUCACUGCAGGAAUGAGGACUAGGCAAGACUAUUGUUUUGAUCAAGUAGCCACUGACGGAUGUGGCUUAUGUUGUCUUUUGUAAAUGGUAGCACUUGCUACUAAGAAACAUUAUAAUAGAACAUGGCCAUAUCAACUGCAUGCAACACCUUAGGAGCAAUUUCCCUCAUUUUUGUUCCAGUGUUCCAUGCUGCAAAGUCUGUUUGUGGAAGGCAAUCUAAAUUUGAAAAAAGUAAACUGCAAAUACUCUUCGGGAGUCUUGUUACUUUAGAAGUAUAAAAGGAGACAACUGUGACCAAAGAAACAUAAUGCUACAGUAAUCAAGUCAAGGAAACAAUUUUAAAAACCAAAGUAUAAGACUUGAAAUCUGAAUCAGUGAAGUGCAACCUGUGAACAGAAUAUGCCUGGCACAGAUGUAGGCAUAUUAUGUUUAUUUGUGGCAUUUUGUUGGUUCAGGUUUCAAGUUUUUUAUUUCCCCUGACACUUUUGUUUCUAGGAUUAGCUCUUGCAGUCUGAUACAUCUUCAAAGGGACACAGGAAGCUGCAGGUCAGACUGCAGGCAUGCCUCCUUUCAUCGCGCCUCACUUUGUUGCACUCCGCAGAUACUGCUCUUUACGAGGACCAGGGUGCAGCUGCAGGCAGCCCACUCACUGUCAGGGAAGAGUUAGAAGUUUCCAGUUUAUCAGAGGGAGAAAGCAUUCGCCAAGGGGGGAGGGAGAGCAGUGAAUCUAAUAGAAGGGAGCAAGAGGAACAACAGGGAGGGACCGGCUGUUCCCAGGAAAGGCAAGGGUUCAGUUCUAGCUCAGAUUGGGAGGAGGGGAGAUACAGGCCAGCUCUAGCCAGGAGGGUAGGAAAAAGAGUGGGAAAGCGAAGGGAAGGGCACCUUUGCCAUUUUGAGGGUGGCUGGUCACGGAGAAGCAGAGCUCAGAAGGUAUCUGAAAGAAGUGACUCUGAGGAAUAGUAGUUAAAGAUAAGAACCAUUUAUAAGUUUGUUAAUACGCAAUAAAAAGUUAUAAAAGAACAAGAAGCGUUUGUGUGUGAUCUGAAGAGGACAACGACCAGUCCUGACACUCACUUCCAGUGGAAGAAAGCCCCCCCCCCCCCUUCUGGCCACAGCAGUGGAGCUGGCCAGGGCUGGGGCUGGGUUUUUCUCCUCCUGCCCUUGGUUGCAGGGGCCCCUUGCCUAGACUACAGCAUAGUGUAAACAUAGCUUUUAUAUCCAAAUGGAAACAACAACAACAAAAAGUGUGACUUGCUUUAUUGCAAUACUAGCUUUAUUGUGGUGGUAUGGAACCGAGCCUGCAAUACAGUGGUACCUCAGGUUAAGUACUUAAUUCGUUCCGGAGGUCCGUUCUUAACCUGAAACUGUUCUUAACCUGAAGCACCAUUUUAGCCAGUGGGGCCUCCAGCUGCCGCCGCACCGCCAGAACACGAUUUCUGUUCUCAUCCUGAAGCAAAGUUCUUAACCUGAAGCACGAUUUCUGGGUUAGCGGAGUCUUUAACCUGAAGCGUAUGUAACCUGAAGCGUAUGUAAGCCAAGGUACCACUGUAUCUCCAAUGUGGUAUGUGUAUUUGUCCCCCUAACCCAGCAUGUUUGCUCCAGUUAGCAAUGGUUCUGCAGGAUAUCUGGCAGCAAAGAGUCUCUUCCAGUCACCCAGUGGCGUAGCGUGGGGGGUGCAGGGGGGGCCGGCCGCACCAGGCGCAACAUCUGGGGGUUAGGGUUAGGGGGCGCAAAUCCACGGGUUAGGGGGCGCAAAUUACUUGCCUUGCCCCGGGGGCUGACAACCCACGCUACGCCACUGCAGUCACCUGAUCACCUACCAACCUGACCCUGGAGGGGCUUGGAGGGUGUUGAACUUUGGGCCUUUUGCAUGCAAUGCAGCUGCCCUACCACUGAGCCCUUCCCCUUAUCUUUACAGUAUUGAGAAGAUAAGACUUCUUAAAAUAUAAUUCUGGGGUGGGGAGCUUGUGCCCCUCCAGAUGCUGCUGGAUUACAACUCCUUGUGAUCAUCCUUGACGGUUGGCCGUGCUGGCAGUGGCUGAUGUGGGUUGGAUUCCAACAGUCUCUGGAGGGCCACAGGUUCCCCACUCCUGCACUUGAACAUCUUCUGAAGCGCAUCUUGUCUUCUUUGUAGUGCUGCUUCUGUCUAAUAGCAGCAUUCAUCUCAUCCUCUAUUUUGUGCCUACUGCUGUAUAGAGCAAGAAAUGUCCCCCAAAGGCUGUUGCAAUAUUCUGUUACGUCUCCCCUCUCCUGGUUCUGCCGUACAAACAGAGCUGCUUGUCAAGACAUUCAACUUUCAUUUGUCAUGUAAGGUGUGAAACGUUUCACUUCUAACAGUAAAUAUUAAUGACAGUAGCAAGUAAUGCUAUAAGGAUCAUACAAAAUUUUUGAAAACCUUAACCCCUCCCCUGCUAUCAGUUAUUCUCUAAGCUUUCACAGAAGGCUUCCGAUUGUGCCUCCCAGUAGAUAUAGAGAUGUAGGAUUGCACAGGACGUCUUGAGGUUCUGUCUGUAAGUGACCAUACCAAUGAUGCCUCUAGGGCCUUGGGUGCUCCCUUACUUGCACUCUGCAACCUCUAGGCUUUGUUUAUGUGGGGGUUGGGGGGGGUUCACCCCCUACUCAACUUCUUCAUGGAUAGAUAGCACAUUCACAUUUAGGUACAUGAUUCAGUUCUAAAUCACUCUCUACUUUAAAUAUGAAGACAAGUCAUGAAAAUAUGAAUGAGUACUCCCUGUUCUGAAUUCUAAUGUGGCACUAGUUAUAAACUGCCUUAUACAUAGUCAGGCCAUUGAUCCAUCAAGCUCAGGAUGGUCUUCCCUGACUGGCGAUUUCUCGGCAGGGUUUCAGAUGGAACAUUUCCAGCCCCUCCUGGAUAGCCAGGCAUUGAAAUUGGGACCUUCUGCUACUGAUCCAGGGCCGUCCUAAUUUUUACAAAGCUGUUCUGAUGAUGAAUGUUCAAUAUUUUUGUUGUUGUUAGCUUGCCCUUGAGAAGGUGCCUAAACUAGCUAAGCAAUAUCAGUGCAUUAGAAAGAAUAGGAUGUGGCACAUGUUGUAUUUCCUCUGGUACUAAUGCUUCCCCGCCCCCUCAGUUGGUUCUGAAACUUGUUGCAUUGAAAUUGGUACUUUAUUUCUGAACUGUGAUAAACUUUCGAUUUUGAGUUUGUGCUAAAGAGCAGUAGAAACCUGAGUCGUUUAACCACAGGGCAUAAUUUUGUAGCCAUUUUCUGCUGGUUUGCUUCAUAGUUGAAGUAUCCACCUAUAUUUGUGUGCUGGUUAAUCAGGGAAAUGAAAAAUGAAAAACAGGCAUCCUGAAAAGGUUUGGAUAAAUAUAAAUUGUAAACCAAGUGUUGACUUAAUUAAACUCAUGAGCAAUUACUCAUGAGUUUCUAUUUUUCUCUUUCUCCUAGAAUGUCUUGAUUGUAGAAGUAAGUACAACAGUUUACAUUUUCCUUUUUUAAUAGGUAUGAUUUGAGGUAAUGCUGUGAAACCAGUACAAAUAAUGUAGCACCAUUUUACUCCAGAACAAAAACUAUCCCUAAGCUAAAGUAUGGAUUAAAGCUCUCUCAAAAGAAAAAGCAAUUUCUCUUGUACGAGCACUUAAUUCGCAUGCAGUUUUUUUUACUACUAAGAUGGAUAGCCAAGAAUGCAUUGUUGAACUGAUUCUGCUUAAUUGCAUUGUGACUUAAUUCAGCUGGAGCUUGUUAAUAUUUUACACAAAAAUGCUCUUGUUCUUGUGGAGACCAUGUAAAGAGCUGAUCAAGUAUUGGUGUGCACUUCAAAUUCUGGGACCAUAUCCAUUUGCAGAUAUGUUCCCUUCAUCCCCCCCCCCCCUAUAAUUACUGACAGACACAAAUGAGCACCAAAUGACCCUGAAUUUUAUUCCUCCUCGUAUGUAUGAUUAUGAACCUGUAAGAGGUACUUGGCUGCAGCUUCACUUCACAAGGCUCUUUUUGUUUUAAAUGUCAGGAUAUAAUUGACACUGGUAAGACAAUGAAGACUCUUCUGUCUCUGCUUAAGCAGUACAACCCAAAGAUGGUGAAAGUAGCCAGGUAUGUUUAAUUCCUGCAUUUGCUACAAUUUGCUUUCUCAGGAACUUUUGCAGAAUGAUGAAAAAAGGUGGUACAGUUACACAUCUUUUUGUAUCCUUUUGAGGUCAGUUACGUUUAGGGGUUAAUAAGUGCAAGGUUGGGGGUGUUAAUUUUUCUCCAUUGCUUGUGCUGGAUAUUGAUCAUUGCCUUUGUGAUGAAGGUGCCCACAGUUAAAAGCAGCGGGCUCUCAAUCCACCUCUAUGCUUCAGCUGCUCAAGACUGAAUAACAAAGAGAACUAGUCUAAGGGAAAUUGCUUUAUUAAAAGGUUUUAACAGUUUAGUUUUUGGUCUAAAAAUGAGUGUCAUCUUGGAUCACUUCUCUCUUAAACACCCACAUAUUAUACUUACUCUUAGUAGACCUUCUGCGUUCUUAGUACAAUGACUCUUGCAUCUCACUCAGUAGCUAGCUUAAAUACUAAUUUUUAACUUUAAUUAUCAGAAUAACUCUGCCUUCCUAAACAAACUUCUUUAUUUAUUCUGUAUAUUUUGAGGAAAGUCUCCCACUGUCCACAGUAUAUUUUGAGCAUAGGUAAAGUCACUUUUCUGUUGCACAAGUUUCAUGGCAGUGCAGGGGCCUAGGCAGGGGGGAGAUGCUUCAGGCACAGAACGGUGAUGUGCUGAAUUUCCCCUUCUGGCAUCACUGAAGGAGGAAGAGAAUACUUUUCAAUGCCUGCUCCUCCUCAUACACAAUUGGUCAAAGAGCAGCCUUUGUUGUUUAGUCGUGUCUGACUCUUCGUGACCCCAUGGACCAGAGCACGCCAGGCACUCCUGUCUUCCACUGCCUCCCGCAGCUUGGUCAAACUCAUGCUGGUAGCUUCGAGAACACUGUCCAACCAUCUCGUCCUCUGUCGUCUCCUUGUGCCUUCAAUCUUUCCCAGCAUCAGGGUCUUUUCCAACUACCGCACAAUCGCACUCAUUUCACACGCUAGCAAGGUUAUGCUUAAAAUUCUACAAGGCAGGCUUAAGCAGUAUGUGGGCCAAGAACUCCCAGAAGUGCAAGCUGGAUUUCGAAGCGGCAGAGGAACUAGAGACCAAAUUGCAAACAUGCACUGGAUUACGGAGAAAGCUAGAGAGUUCCAGAAAGACAUCUACUUCUGCUUCAUUGACUAUGCAAAAGCCUUUGACUGUGUUGACCACAGCAAACUAUGGCAAGUUCUUAAAGAAAUGGGAGUGCCUGAUCACCUCAUCUGUCUCCUGAGAAAUCUCCAUGUGGGACAAGAAUCAUAGAAUCAUAGAGUUGGAAGAGACCACAAGGGCCAUCGAGUCCAACCCCCUGCCAAGCAGGAAACACCAUCAGAGCACUCCUGACAUAUGGUUGUCAAGCCUCUGCUUAAAGACCUCCAAAGAAGGAGACUCCACCACACUCCUUGGCAGCAAAUUCCACUGUCAAACAGCUCUUGCUGUCAGGAAGUUCUUCCUAAUGUUUAGGUGGAAUCUUCUUUCUUGUAGUUUGGAUCCAUUGCUCCGUGUCCGCUUCUCUGGAGCAGCAGAAAACAACCUUUCUCCCUCCUCUAUGUGACAUCCUUUUAUAUAUUUGAACAUGGCUAUCAUAUCACCCCUUAACCUCCUCUUCUCCAGGCUAAACAUGCCCAGCUCCCUUAGCCGUUCCUCAUAAGGCAUCAUUUCCAGGCCUUUGACCAUUUUAGUUGCCCUCCUCUGGACAUGUUCCAGUUUGUCAGUGUCCUUCUUGAACUGUGGUGCCCAGAACUGGACAGAGUACUCCAGGUGAGGUCUGACCAGAGCAGAAUACAGUGGCACUAUUACUUCCCUUGAUCUAGAUGCUAUACUCCUAUUGAUGCAGCCCAGAAUUGCAUUGGCUUUUAGCUGCCGCGUCACACCGUUGGCUCAUGUCAAGUUUGUGGUCAACCAAGACUCCUAGAUCCUUUUCACAUGUACUGCUCUCAAGCCAGGUGUCACCCAUCUUGUAUUUGUGCCUCUCAUUUUUUUUGCCCAAGUGCAAUACUUUACAUUUCUCCCUGUUAAAAUUCAUCUUGUUUGUUUUGGCCCAGUUCUCUAAUCUGUCAAGAAGCCCAGGAUGUCAAUAUUUAUUCUUGCCAUCUCAUUUUUGACCACAUCCAACUUACCCAAGUUCAUGGUUCUUACGUUCCAGGUUCCUAUGCAAUAUUUUUCUUUACAGCAUUGGACUUUCCUUUCGCUUCCAGGCAUAUCCGCAACUGAGCAUCCUUUCGGCUUUGGCCCAGCCACUUCAUCAGCUCUGAAUCUACUUGUACUUGUCCUUUGUUCUUCCUCAGUAGCAUGUUGGACGCCUUCUGACCUGAGGGGCUCAUCUUCCAGCAUCAUAACUUUUCUAUGCCUGUUGUCUUUGUCCAUGGAGUUUUCUUGGCAGGGAUACUGGAGUGGCUUGCUGGUUCCUGCUCCAGGUGGAUUACGUUUAGUCAAAACUCUCCACUAUGACCUGUCCAUCUUGGGUGGCCCUGCACGGCGUAGCUCAUAGCUUCUGAGUUGUUCAAGCCCCUUCGCCAUGGCAAGGCAGUGAUCCCUGAAGGGGAGAGCAGCCUUUAUGCUCACUUAAAACUUGGCUGUAGAAAGAACCCUCUAACUGCCACUGUAAUCCAGAUUCAGUGUUUCCACUGUGAUAUAGCAGUGGGGGAGUACAGAACUUAGAGGCUUGGCAUGCAGGGAGCAGGGAGUGCAUUUCAUGAGUUAAUUUCUACCCACAAUUUACUUUUUUUGCUUUGGGGUCUUUUUAACAGCUUGUUGGUCAAAAGAACACCUCGAAGUGUAGGAUACCGUCCUGACUGUAAGUGAAGAGCUCAGUGCACCUUAAAAUAUAUACAUUUUUAAAGCAAUGUAAAAAUCUCUAUAUUCAGAUUGAAAGUAGAUGAAAUUUGACUGCAGGGAGUCACUGGCCUAAAGAACAAUUGUAAUGUUACAAAAUGGGAGGGAUAUAUGUGGACAGAAAAGAAUUAUAGGAGCUGGAGCAGAAUUAAGGAGAGUGACCUGGCCUCUGUGGAUAUGUACUGUACUUGGUUUGCAGUGUGUUUAAGUAGAGAUACCUGAAGGACUUGUGAAAUGGGUAACGGUGCAAUCCUGGGCAUAUUUACUCCAAACUGUGUUCAGUGGGGCUUUCUCCCUAUUAAAUGUGUUUAGGAUUGCAGCUUAAAUUGCAGCUUUUGCAAUAAUUUAACUCCUUUCAGUGGUAUGUGUUUUUCCACUCAUUUGGGGCCUUGUCAUCUAGUCCCUACCGUGACGCGGGUGGCGCUGUGGGUUAAACCACAGAGCCUAGGACUUGCUGAUCAGAAGGUCGGCAGCUCGAAUCCCCGUGACAGGGUGAGCUCCCGUUGCUCGGUCCCUUCUCCUGCCAACCUAGCAGUUCAAAAGCACGUCAAAGUGCAAAUAGAUAAAUAGGUCCCGCUCCGGCAGGAAGGUAAACGGCGUUUCCGUGCGCUGCUCUGGUUCGCCAGAAGCGGCUCAGUCAUGCUGGCCACAUGACCUGGAAGCUGUACGCUGCCUCCCUUGGCCAAUAAAGCGAGAUGAGCGCCGUAACCCCAGAGUCGGCCACGACUGGACCUAAUGGUCAGGGGUCCCUUUACCCUUUACCCUUUACCACCUAGUCCCUACUGUCUCACUCCUUUGGACAAUGGUGUAGCUUUUCCCUGUAUCAAAAUGUACUGUCAGUUUUAUGUCUCCCUGUUUUAUCCUUGUUACAUUUUUUAAACAAUGCCAAUAGGCAGCAUUAUCAAAUAGGAAACUGGUUAUGAAUAAUCCAAAUAAUGUAAUAUGAUUAUCUAAACAUUGCCCAAAUUUAACAUACUGAUGAAUUCUGGCUCUUUUUCAGUUGUUGGGUUUGAAGUACCAGAUAAGUUUGUGGUGGGAUAUGCUCUAGAUUACAAUGAAUACUUCAGAGAUCUAAAUGUAAGUAAUGAACAAAGAUUGUCUUCUGUAUAAAUUGAGGAAGAGUAUUUCCCCCCCUGCUCCCCUUCUGCCUGAUCUUUACUGUCAAGUAGGAACGUAGGAAACUGGCUUAUGCAGAGUCAAACCACUGGUCCAGUAUUUUCAGUGCUGACUGACAGAACUUCCCAGGGUUCAAGGCAGAAGGUCUUUUCCAUUCAUAACUGGGGAUACUGGGAAUUGAGCCUGGGGCCUUCUGCAUGCAAAACAGAUGCUCUGCCACUAAGACACAGCCCCCCUUCCCCUUGGUGCAACAUUUCCUUUGCUUCUUUUACCGGUGGGUAGAGAAAUGCCAGAAUGAGGUUUUCGGCAGACGCAUAUUCUGCUCUUGGGGAACCCCAGGCUCUGCUGGCCAUAAACUUUACAGGCACAUAAUGGGGUGGAGGGAGCUUACGCACACUCCCCACGCAGAAGGGCUGUUUCCUGUAUUUCCCACCAAGAUCCGUUGGGCUCCCAAACAACCCCAUUAACCUGACAGCAGUUUAGGUUCUCCUCCAACCUCAAUUCUAUAUCCUUAAGCCUUAUUGGUCAAGUGUGACAUUUCCCAGGAGAGAUGGGCAGAGAGCCUGUCUCAAAGCAGUUUUUGCCAAAAGGGCUAACAAGUAUUUACUGAAUUUCUAUUGAUGUUUUUAAUUAUUUUCUUAUAUAUAUUUAUAUUUUAUUAUAGUUUGUAUGUUGUAAGCUUCCUUGGUAUACUUUAUGAAAGUGGAAUGUAAACAUUAAUAAUAAUAAUAAUAAUAAUAAUAAUAAUAAUAAUAAUAAUUUAUUAUUUGUACCCCGCCCAUCUGGCUGGGUUUCCCCAGCCACUCUGGGCGGCUUCCAUAGAAACCAAAAAUACAGUAAAAUAUCACAGAUUAAAACCUUCCCUGAACAGGGCUGCCUUAAGAUGUCUUCUAAAUGUCAGGUAGUUAUUUAUAUUAUAUAUAAUAUAGAUAAUAAAUAUAUUAAUAAUAAUAAUAAUAAUAAUAUAUAAUAAAUAAUAAAAUAUUUUAUAUAUAUAUAUAUAUAUAUAUAUAUAUAUAUAUAUAUAUAUAUAUAAAAUUAAUAAUAAUAAUAAUAAUAAAAUGGCCAUUUUAGAAUCUGCUGAGGUGGGCAGGUGAGGCAGCUGACAUAGCUGCUGUUGUUUUAAAUAUCCAUGCAGCCAAGCUGAUGCUAGUGUUACAGAAUAUCAUAAUUUUGUGGCUUGCUGUAAUUAGACUGAAUAGCUACCCCUUCAGGUUCCAUUCCUGAUGAUAAUGAGGUAAAAGGAGCCCUGCAGCUUCGUCAGUGAAAGGUCCAUUUCUCCAUCACCCUGUUUCACACAGUGGUCUGUCUCUAGGCUUCCUUCUGCGAAGCCCACCAGGCACUAGGCCUUUUCUGCUGUGGCACCACCCCUCUCACCACCCCAGGCAGCUGUAACUCAGAGAUGCGCUGCCUCUGAACCUGGUUAUGAUGGUGAACUGCCAUGGACUUUGCCUAACCCUCUUCUAAAGCUGUUUGAGCUACUUGCCAUCCCCAUAUCCUGUUGCUGUGUAUUUGGAAAGUUAAUUAUGUGUUUUGUAAAGAAGUCUUUUACUUCUUUGUCUGUCCUGAAUUUAUUGUCAGUUUUAUUAGGGGAUCCGAAAUUCAAGUAUUAUGAGCUGAGGGGAGAUUUUCUGUACUCCAAGCUUAAUUUUAUGAACCUCUCUCACAAUGUUGUGUUUCCCCACCAACACCACAGUAAUUUUUUUUCCUAAACUAGAAAUAAGAACAGAAGAUUUAAAAAAAAAAAAGUACUGUCCUUUUCACCCUUCCUGUGUCAGCUUGUCCAGGGUUUGCAGCUGCUGUCUCUCAGACUAACAGGUUCUGUGCUUCACUCUCCACCAUUUCUUUUUAUCAUGAGCUGUCAGGGGUCUUUUCCAUUACCUUUUUUUUAUUAUUUUACAGAAGGGUAGUCAGUCCUUGAGGGGUAAAUUUAUACACAUUAAUUAGUCACGGAUACAAUUCUAAAAGAAUGUGAAAUGUUGCAGUUGAUUUGGAAAAGAGUAAUUCAGAAUCAAGGACUUGUGAAGUGCUCAGUUGCUCCUAAAUACAAGUUUCAAGAGUUGGAAAUGUUGGAUUCUUUUAAAAACUGAAGGAUUAAUUAUUUGGAAAUAAAUUCACCUAAUAAUUUGUCACUGCAGGGAAUAGAGCUACUUACCCUGGGAGUCAUUAGUGGCUGAUAAGAUGGUGGUUAUUCUGUGAACUCUUCCUGUCAGCAAAAGGAUUACCCUAGCAAAAUGGGGCUUCUCCCCCACUCCUCCCCAGAUCUUCUCCAGAGCGUUGGGAAAACCCCUAGAACUGAUUUAGGGGACUCAUGGGGGAAGGGAGGAGGGGAAGUUGUGUUGCAGAAGAAUAAAUCUUUGUGCUGAUUGAACUUACUGUUAUUCUUAUUAUUUAUUAAAUUUGUAUACUGCUCUAUACCUGCAGGUUACAUAGCCCUACGUUGAAUGCAUCCCAAGAAUUCUAAGGCAAUUCUAACAUAGAAAGGAAAGUGUAUGGUGACAGGGCUUUAUAGUGGGAAGGAUAGGUCCUUAUUUGAAGGACCCCCUAGAAAUGCAGAGCCAACUCUUUGGGCAGUGUUGGAGAAGAGAGAGAGGCACCCCGUGCUGGGGCAGGGAAGGAGCUAUGCCAGGACUGCAGCAAUGCCUCCACUCACUUCCUUUUCUCCUUCCAAAAAGAGGGUGCUCUGCUUAGGGCAUCUACUGGGGCAGUUCCUCACGCCCCCAGUGUAUUUAUGAAGAACGGGAUGAGCUUCUCUCAUGUUGAAGGCCCUAGUGGGAGAUGUCCCCUGGGUCCUAUUUCUUGGUCACACUCAGUGGUAACAGGCUCUGCAGAGUGUUUGUUCAUCUCCUAGCUGUUAAACUCCUAAUCCACACAGUGCUUUUACCCUCUCUCUUUCAGCACAUUUGUGUCAUAAGUGAGACUGGGAAACAGAAAUACAAGGCAUGACAGCAGUUGCUCCAGCACCACAGUUACGGGACUUUGAAAUGUGCAUCCACAGUGUCCAUUUUCCUCUGCCUUUGGCUCUGGUCACCAGCUUACAAUUGUAGAGUUCUCCAACUUUGUUGUCAUUUGCUUGCUAUAACUUAUUGCAUGUACAGUAUAAUAACCUCGUCUUGUUCAUUUACAUUUGAGAAACAAAAAGGGGGUGCCGUUGUGUGUUCUCUCUUUCUCUUUCCUUUUUUAAGAAAAUUGCACUAUGAAUCUACUGAUUCUAGCUCCUUUCCUAGUGGGAUUUGCUGUGUGUUUGACCCCCAAACAUAUCCCUCCCUCCCCGCUUUUAAACUUCAGAACUCAAAUAGUUUUAAGUACUGUAAAUGUAUAAGGCAUUUUAAGAUGGGAAAUAUUUUUUUUAAAAAACCAAGUAAUUUAAGUUUUAUAUAGUAAUGAAAGCAGAAAUUAAGGUGAUUAUUGGAUAUCCAGGGUGUGCCACCGCCCUACAACAGAGGCACGAUGCUCUUGAAGGAGUAUGGAUAAUGUUAUGCUAAACUGCUUUCUCUGUAGUUGCCUUACUUGCCUCUUACAGGAGCUCUGCACAAAAAAUAAUGCCAUUUCAGCCUGAAAAGAGAGCAAGUGACAUAUAGAAUGUUGAAGCAGCUACCAGGCUUUUCACCUCCUAUAAAAUUAAUUGUAUAGUCCACCUGGAACUUCUCUUACACAAACCCAAGGGGAGAAGAAAAUGGGAAUUGAUUCACAUCAGGAUUGUCCCCUCCAAGCUCCAGGUGGAUUCUGUCUUAAUUUUCCUUUCCCUUCUCCAUCAGUUGAGCAAAACUGCCUUUCAGAACUAUCUUCCUGUAUUUCACCUCAAUGAAAAAUGAUUGUAAUGUUGACUGUAUGCACAACCAACAUACUUUUAAAUAAAGGCUGUUUCUCCAAAGGUAGCACCUUGAUGACUGUGCUGGCCUCUUCCAUCUGCCAAAACAUCUGCGGUACAUAUGCCUCCUCAGGGUUCGCUGCACCUUCCCUCUCUGUUGAAGGAAGCAAGGUCUGUGGGCCCCAGGCAGAGGGCACAGCACUCUGCACUAGAUGAAACCAGUGCAACCAGUGCCCUGGCAAAGAUCAGUUGUUCACUAAGCACCCAUGUGUGGGCCAUCAGAGGAUGCUUUGCAAGUUAUCCUUUUAUUCUUUUUCCCCUUAGCUUGUUUCUUUGGGGGCUUUUUCAAAUGGGUGGUUGGUUCUCUAUUGCUCUUUCCAGGUAGGAAUUUUAUUGAGCCACAUCAGAAAUGCAUUGAAGUGCUGGGCAACCAAAACUACCUUUUAGUUUACUUCUCCCCUCUCACAGGUAAAGUCAUGGUUCUGUGUCUUUUUAAGUCAUUCAGUUACUGCUGUGCAAUGAAGAUUUAAAGUGUCGUGUUUUGCUCUUGCCAGGCCAUUGCUUCAAAAGAGUAGAGGUGGUGCUUUGAAACUGCAGUUCAGGGUUGCCCCACCUCUGACCCCCCUGCAUUUUACAGAGACCUCCGCCUUCUGUUGAACCUUGCAAAAGCAGAUUUUAUGGUAGCUGAUAUGUUGAUGCAUUUGAACGUUGCUCUUGCCUCAGCUGGCAGUAAAGCUUCAGUGGGAAGAGAUUAAGAUGAUGGCUGAGCAUCAAACUUCAGUGUAAACUUAGUAAAUUACAGUACAGUACAAUCCACAUCUCAUUGCAGCCAAAUUGGACAGAUCAGAAAGGUUUAAAAUCAUCACCAAAAUAAUUGUUUGGUUAAUUUAAAGCAAAAUUGCUCCUCCAUUUGGCAAACUGUAUGUCUUCACCAUCCAUUUGGUUGUCAGUUUGGGUCACUGUUUUUCAACCUAGUCACCCUGUCUUUUGGGUCAUGGCCCCAUUGGUCUUGUUUCUUUACACUUGCAUUUUGGCCUUCAGCACUGUGGAUUUCUUCAGAGGGCCCUCAGAGUCUCAGUUACCUAGCUUCUGUGCUCUUUUGCUCAUCCCUCUUCCAAAAGAAUAAAUUGCCUAUUCUGC